Papaver somniferum (opium poppy) is the source of this 1868-nucleotide messenger RNA. RefSeq names its product ATP phosphoribosyltransferase 2, chloroplastic-like. Bases 246 to 1472 code for a protein of 408 amino acids. The record is from RefSeq and is a predicted model, not a curated record. Gene Ontology annotation, cellular component: cytoplasm. Gene Ontology annotation, biological process: L-histidine biosynthetic process. Gene Ontology annotation, molecular function: ATP phosphoribosyltransferase activity; magnesium ion binding. The transcript is spliced from 11 exons. NCBI's taxonomy places the organism in Eukaryota, Viridiplantae, Streptophyta, Magnoliopsida, Ranunculales, Papaveraceae.
AAAAAAAUUGAAUUGCAAAGCACGCCCCUGUCUAAAACCCUAAUUUAGGGCCAAAUACCCUACUGGUCUGAGUUCCGAGUCGAUAUGAAUCGGAUCAGAAGGGGUUGAUUCUGUGAUUCUCUACCCUGACAAACAGAAAGAGGGUUAGGUUUUUGAUUGGAAGCGCAGCAAACACUUGUACCGACAUAAGGUUCAUUUCACCGCUGUUACCAUCUGAUCUCUUCUCUUUCUUUACCCAAGUAGCAAUGGCUGCUACUGCUACUUCUUUUCAAGCACUCAUCCAACCCUACAGCAAUUACCUCUCUUCCUCUUCAUUGUUUCCUUCUUCUACUUCAUGCAUUGCUUCUCCUUCUUCUUUAUUAAAACCUAAAAUUAUUUGUUCCUCUUCUUCUUCUUCUUCUGCAUCUCCUCUUACUGUUGUUAAUGGAAACGUUGAGAGAAGCAGUGUCGUUCCAGAUAGGAAAGAAAUUCGUCUUGGUUUACCAAGUAAAGGUCGCAUGGCUUCUGAAACCCUUGAUCUUCUUAAGGACUGUCAACUCUCUGUCCGUCAAGUAAAUCCUCGACAGUAUGUAGCUGAAAUUCCACUGCUCUCAAAUUUGGAAGUCUGGUUCCAGCGGCAAAAAGAUAUUGUUCGCAAAAUUCUCACAGGAGAUCUAGACCUUGGAAUUGUAGGUUUGGAUACGGUCACGGAAUUUGGACAGGGAAAUGACGACUUAAUCUUAGUUCAUGAUGCACUUGACUAUGGGCAAUGUCAUUUAUCUAUUGCAAUACCUAAAUAUGGGAUUUUUGAGAAUAUAAAUUCACUGGAAGAGCUAGCCCGGAUGCCACAAUGGACCAAAGAGAAACCUCUACGGGUCGCCACAGGUUUUACCUAUCUAGGCCCGAAAUUUAUGGAGGAAAAAGGGUUGAAGCAUGUGACUUUCUCAACUGCUGAUGGAGCACUUGAGGCAGCACCUGCGAUGGGAAUAGCAGAUUGCAUUUUAGACCUUGUGAGCAGUGGGACAACACUGCGUGAAAAUAACUUGAAAGAAAUUGACGGUGGAGUUGUCUUGCAAAGCCAGGCUGUCCUUGUUGCAAGCAGAAAAUCUCUAAUACAGCGUGAGGGUAUUUUAGAAACUACUCAUGAAAUUCUUGAGAGACUAGAAGCACAUUUGAAGGCAGCUGGUCAGUUCUGCGUUACGGCAAAUAUGAGGGGUAGUAGCAUGGAGGAGGUAGCUGAGAGAAUCCUUAGUCAGCCAUCAUUAUCUGGGUUGCAGGGCCCCACAAUAAGUCCAGUUUUUUGCAAACGGGAUGGGAAGGUUUCACCUGACUAUUAUGCAAUCGUGAUAUGUGUUCCCAAGAAAGCACUCUAUAAAUCUGUUCAGCAGCUUAGAGCGAUCGGAGGAAGUGGAGUUCUGGUUUCUCCUUUGACAUACAUUUUUGAUGAAGAGACUCCAAAGUGGCGUGAUCUUCUUCAAAAGCUUGGGCUUUAGAUUUCAUCACGAGGUAAUAGAAAUGUAGCCUGGUGCAACUGUGAAGUCGGUCUUCCUUUACCAGAUCAAAAAUGUACAAUCUGUUCAAAGAAGAAAACUUCAAGCCUUCUUCACUGGAGAGAAGUGGCUAGUUAAUUGGAUGACCAAAUAUGUACCGAGUGCUUGCAGCAAUGCAACAUCUAUCUGGAGAGACUCCACAGCUCGUGUUUUGUUUUUCUCUUUCUUUUCUUCGCAUUGCGUCUUUUGUUUUUAAGUAUUCUUGGUUUGGUGUUGCCUGUUAUGCUGAAAAAUGGUUUUUGCAGUUAAGUGUUGACUUGAAUGUUUGGGACAUGAUUGUUUAUUUUUUCCUCCGGAAUAAGACUUUAUCAAAUGAUAAUCAUGUACAAUUUGUGGUGA